AUGAGAAACAAUGAUGUAGACGAGUUCAUCGCACUUACGAAAAGUACACGACAGCUUGCCCGUGAGUUUCUCGCAAACAACAAUGGAGCGUUGGAAUAUGCGCUGAAUGACUUUUAUGAUACCUGUCAUGGUGGAUUUGUUACCGAAAUUAGACCACCGGCCCCUAAGCUGAACAAAUUGUUUGAUCGGUAUCGAUCCGAAAAGGCGGACAGCAUUUGUACGGAUGGGUUAGUCCGCUUUGUGUGUGAUCUGGGGCUGCAACUCGAAGAUCCCGUAACUCUUUGCAUGGUCCAUAUAAUGAAAUGCACCGGCCUACACGAUUCAAUCUCCAGGGAUCAAUUUGUCCAUAACUGGCAUGACCAAAUGUGUAAUGACCUCGCUGACAUCAAGGACAAACUACAGGAGCAAGAGAGCAAAUUGCGUACUGACAGCGAGUAUUUUGAAACUAUCUACAAUUAUACCUAUGGGCUCAUUUUAGAAUCCGAUCACAAACAGCUGACUGUGGAAGUCGCUGCAGAAUACUGGAAACUCUUUUUUGAUGACUCCAAAGGCUACAGAUAUGCCGUACAGCCAUCCAACCAGCUUAUAGAGCUCUGGUCUGCAUAUCUGCUAGAUCAAGACGUCCUCAGGAUCAGCCGCGAUGCGUGGCGGAUGUUUUUCAAGUUCGUAAGGAAAUACCCCACGAUUCAAGCAGUAAAGGAUAACUACAACGAGCUAGAUGCCUGGCCGCUACUGAUAGAUGAAUUCUAUGAGCACCUGGAUGAUCUAGGACUUCUGUAA
Molecule: messenger RNA, 780 nt
Organism: Lachancea nothofagi CBS 11611
Lineage: Eukaryota; Fungi; Ascomycota; Saccharomycetes; Saccharomycetales; Saccharomycetaceae
Source: the annotation of a GenBank genome assembly